AUGGACAAGUCCAAACGAUCUCGACGACUUUAUGGUGGCACAGUUCAAAACUUCCUUGUGAUCUGGCUGGAUGAGAAUAUCAACGAAAAGAAAAACACUGAUUGUCAAAAUGCAAUUGUUAAACUACGAGAAGUGGUGAAUGCAGUAAAUACAUUCACUAAUAUCGAAGAAUGCGUUACUUUUAUUACUGAUAUCAAGGUUGAAAAGGUCUUUAUAAUUUCAUCGGAUACACUUUGUCAAACAACAGUUCCAAUGAUCCAUGAUAUGGCACAGGUUAAUACUAUAUAUAUUUGUUCUGGGAAUAAAUCUCGACAUGAACAAUGGAUAAAACAAUGGCCUAAAAUAAAAGGUAUCUUCACAGACAUUCAAUCCAUUUGUGAAGCACUGAAAAAUGCUGUUCAUAAAUGCGAUCGAAACACUAUCUCGAUGGGCUUUGUGCCCAUGAAUGUUGACACAACAACUAAAAGUCUUGAUCAACUCGAUCAAUCUUUCAUGUAUACACAAAUAUUAAAGGAAAUUCUCUUAACUAUUGAUUUUCAAAGAGAACAUUUUCAAGUAUUUAUUACAUACUGUCGUGAACAGUUUGUUGGCAAUCCAGCGGAACUUCGUCAUGUCGAUAAACUCGAAAAUGAAUAUCAUCAACAUACGCCGAUCUGGUGGUAUACAAACUUGUAUUUUCUCUAUUCUAUGCUCAAUCGAGCUUUACGACUAAUGGAUAUCGAUCUUAUCAUCAAAUUAGGCUUUUUUCUGUCUGAUCUUCAUCAACACAUCGCUCGCCUUCACUCGGAGCAAACUCAUUCCGACACGCUCACUGUCUUUCGUGGUCAAGGUUUGUCUCAGACAGACUUUAACCAAGUGACAAAGACACAAGGUGGUUUAUUAUCGUUUAAUAGCUUUUUAUCGACCAGUCUUGACCGAAGAGUUUCUCUUGCUUUCGCUGAAAGUAAUAUAGAUAAUCCAUAUUUAAUAGGUACUCUCUUUCAAAUAAGUAUUAAUUCAUCGACUUCAUCAACUCCAUUCGCCAAUGUUCGUAAUAUUAGCUAUUAUCAAGACGAAGAGGAAUUUCUCUUUUCAAUGCAUUCUAUAUUUCGUAUUGGAGAAAUCAAACAGAUCGAUGGCAAUAAUCGGCUUUGGCAAGUGGAGUUGACUUUGACAGGGGAUCAUGAUCCACAACUGCACAUAUUAACUCAACAGAUACGAGCAGAAACAUCUCCACAUGAGAUUGGAUGGAAGCGAUUAGGUCAAUUAUUGAUUAAACUUGGACAGUUUGACAAAGCACAGCAAGUCUAUGAUGUACUGCUUGUUAAGACAUCAGAUCAUCGAGAGAGAGCCAACAUUUAUCAUCAUCUCGGAACGAUCAAGAAAGGUCAAGGAGAAUAUGCAAAAGCAAUGAUGUAUGCUGAAAAAUCACUGAAAAUCAACCAAAAAUCUCUUCCUCCCGAUCAUCCCGACUCGGCUGUUUCUUACUACAUCAUCGGUUCAGCGUACCAUAAAAUGAGCGAGUACUCGAAAGCACUUUCAUCUCAUGAAAAAGCACUUGAAAUUCGACAAAAAAUCCUUUCUCCAAACCAUCAUGAUUUGGCUACUUCUCACGAACGCAUUGGUAAUGUUUAUUUUCGCAUGGACGAGUACUUAAAAGCACUUUCAUAUUAUGAAAAAGCACUUGAAAUUCGUCAAAAAACUCUUCCUCUCAAUCAUCCUGAUUUGUCUGCUUCUUACAACAACAUCGGUCGGGUGUAUUAUUGCAUAGAUGAGUACUCAAAAGCACUUUCAUAUUACGAAAAAGCAUUUGAAAUUCGACAAAAAACUCUUCCUUUAAAUCAUCCUCAUUUGGCUAUGUCUUAUAACAAUUUCGGUGAAGUGUAUAUCAAAAUGAGUGACUACGAAAAAGCUCUUUCGUAUCAUGAAAGAGCAUUUAAAAUCAGGCAAGAAACUCUUUCUCCAAAUCAUCCUGAUUUAGCAAAAUCUUACAGCAAUAUCGGUAAUGUGUAUUAUCGCAUGAGUAAGUAUUCGAAAGCAUUUUCGUAUCAUGAAAGGGCACUUGAAAUCAGGCAAAAAGCGCUCCCUGAAAAUCAUUCUGAUGUGGCUCUUUCAUACAACAAUAUCGGUUUAGUGUACGACGACAUGCACGAAUAUUCGAAAGCCUUCUCAUAUUAUUCACAGGCUGUUGAGAUUGGAGAAUGUUCAUUACCCGAGAAUCAUACUCUUCUCCAAGAAUGGAAAAGAAACCUUGAAAAUGUCAAAAAGAAAUUGCAGGUGAUUUUUGUUUUUGAAAAUAAACAAAUAAUUUGA
Messenger RNA from Adineta steineri, 2292 nucleotides. Lineage: Eukaryota; Metazoa; Rotifera; Eurotatoria; Adinetida; Adinetidae. The record is from the annotation of a GenBank genome assembly.